This is a messenger RNA of Phalacrocorax carbo (great cormorant), 1781 nucleotides long. Lineage: Eukaryota; Metazoa; Chordata; Aves; Suliformes; Phalacrocoracidae. The record is from RefSeq and is a predicted model, not a curated record.
GAGCGGGGCCGGAGCGGGAUGCGGGCCGGGAUGCGGGCCGGGGUGCGGGCCGGGGUGCGGGCGCUGGCGGUGCUGCUGUGCGUGCUGCGGGCCGGCGGCACCGAGCUGACCUUCGAGCUGCCCGACAGCGACAAGCAGUGCUUCCACCAGGAGCUGGAGCGCGGCCUCAAGUUCACGCUGGACUACCAGGUGAUCAGUGGGGGACACUACGAUGUGGACUGCUACGUGGAGGACCCCAACGGCAGGACGAUCUACAAGGAGACCAAGAAGCAGUAUGACAGCUUCCCACACCGCACCGAAGUCAAGGGCGUCUACACCUUCUGCUUCAGCAACGAGUUCUCCACCUUCUCCCACAAAACCGUCUACUUCGACUUCCAGGUGGGCAACGAGCCACCAAUCCUGCCCGACAUGAGCAACCGCGUCACUGCCCUGACACAGAUGGAGUCCACCUGUGUCACCAUCCAUGAGGCUCUGAACACCGUGAUCGACUCCCAGACUCACUACCGCCUGCGGGAAGCGCAGGACCGGAGCAGAGCCGAAGACCUCAAUGGCCGGGUCUCGUACUGGUCGGUUGGGGAAACCCUCAUCCUCUUCGUGGUCAGCAUUGGGCAAGUGAUGCUGCUCAAAAGCUUCUUCACCGAGAAGAGACCCGGCAGCGGCGGGGCCGGCACCUAAAGCCGCAGCCCGUUCUGUGCCCGAACUGCGGGGAGGAGCGGGCUGGCAGUGUUCUCCUGGGUUACGCUUUACCUCUGGUUUUCACAACGGGCUGUCGUGGGGAGAUGGCUGGUGGGGAGCAGGGGGCGAUGUGAUGCUGACGAACCAGGUGGAAAAUGGUCACCCAAGCACAGGCAUCCCCCGGCCAAUCCCUCCAGCAUCACCUCCCGCUUUGCCUUCACCUGCCCCACGGCCCCAUCCCCUUGCCCAGCCAGUCUGUCCUCGCCCUCCAGCUUCGCUGCAGCAGCGGGUGGGUGCGCUGGGGUUUGGCAUCAACGCUUUGGCCCCUUGUCUGACGCCUGGUGCACCUUCACAGCCCUGUGUGACUGCAAGGUGGCAGCCCGGCAUCCAGCAAGGCCACACGUUGCCUGCGCACACCCAGCGGGCAGGGAGCUCUGCCCAGGCCAGCGAGGGGACAGGGCAGCGCUGACCCACCCAGCACCCACCUCCCGAGCGCCCCUGCACCGAGCCAAGUGCUGCUAGCCCGGAGGAGAGCUGCCCUGUGGGCUGGGGCUCUCUGCCUGCGGGCAGAGGAGGGGUGAGCACAGCUCCCCUUUUUUGCCCAGGGCAGGCAGGGCGUCCCCCCACAGCUGGGCCAAAGCUGGCAUCACAGCAGCUGCUGGCUCAAAAACAGGGGCAAGGAGCUUUUUGCUUGGUGAUUUCCUAUGCUUUGCAAGCCCCUAUCCUCACAGUGAAGCAUCUCCCAGGCUCUUCUCUGCUGCAGGAGCAAGUGGCAUGCCCCGUUCAGGAUGGCAUUCUCAUACUUCACGAGUCCAUGGCUGGGGCUGUGCCCAGUAGACAGCAGGGGAGAGGGCACAGCUCUGCCCCACCCGUGCCGAGGAAGUCCCAUCCCCGCCCCAGCAGCAGCGAGGACACCCCCAACCCUGGGGCUGCGGCCCCAUUCCCUGUAGCCCCACAAUGCAGAGACCCUCACGAGAGCCCUUGGGAGAGCAGCAUGCCAGCCACUGCCGCCAGCCCUUGAGCAGGCGCAGGAUCGCUCCUCCGGAGCUGGAGCAGCACCACUGGUGUUUUACUUUGCCACUUCCUAAUAAAUCCCUGCGACUGUG